CUGAGGACUUUGCUGGAGAGGAAGGAGCCCUGUCAAAAUGACCCUAUUGCCUUCUCCCUCGUGUGCAUAAAAAAAAACCGGGUGAUGGUGGGCACACCUGGGCAUUUUCUGUCAGGGCCGUGCCUAGCUGAGGAUAAUGAUAUGGAAGUCUGACCUCCCCACCACAAAGGAUGAGAGAAGAGUUUUCUAUAGACCGACUGUUCUUCAGAUAUACGGAGUAUAAGAGACACAUGGAAGCUGGGAAGGAUCAACUGAGCCCUGGAGCUGAUGCACGCUCACAUUGCUAAGAAUGGCACCAAGGUCCAGUCUGGCACCAAGACAAAGGUUAAGCCAGGACACACCUGCACAGUGAUGCUGAUGUCUGUUCUUAGCCUCAAGGUCAAGGCUGUGAUAAGAGAAAGAGGCCAACGUCCACGGAGCUGCUGGUUCCUCCUGCUGCAGACUUUCCCAGAGCUCUGAUUCCAGGGCUGAGCAAGGAGCCAGGUCUUUCAGUUGCCCACAUUCGUCGUGCGUGGACCAGCUGUGUUCUCCUGUCACGACCCCUUGGACAAGGUCUGACCUUGCCUAGCAGCAAGCCCCAGUUGGCACCAUGGCUUCUGCAGAGCCCCUGACGGCACUGUCCCGCUGGUACCUGUACGCCAUCCAUGGCUACUUCUGUGAGGUGAUGUUCACCGCGGCCUGGGAAUUCGUGGUGAAUUUUAACUGGAAGUUUCCGGGUGUCACGAGCGUGUGGGCCCUUUUCAUCUAUGGCACCUCCAUCCUGAUAGUAGAGCGCAUGUACCUGCGCCUGCGGGGCCGCUGCCCUCUGCUAGUGCGCUGCCUCAUCUACACGCUCUGGACCUACCUGUGGGAGUUCACUACCGGCUUCAUUCUGCGUCAAUUCAACGCCUGUCCCUGGGAUUACUCCCAGUUCGACUUUGACUUCAUGGGCCUCAUCACCCUGGAGUACGCAGUGCCCUGGUUCUGUGGGGCCCUCAUCAUGGAGCAGUUCAUCAUCCGCAACACCCUCCGCCUGCGCUUCGACAAGGAUGCGGAGCCGGGAGAGCCUGGCAGCCCCCCAGCCCUGGCCAAUGGCCACGUCAAGACUGACUGAGUUGGAAGAUGGAUGUGGGGGCCUGAGGUUUCUCAUUGGAACCUAUGGAUAGAGAGACCAAGCUGGUGGGGUUACCCCUUCCGUUCAGCACAAGCCCUGCUCCACAACUGGGCCUUAGCCCAGUAGGGCAAACACAGCCACAUAUGGUCUGAAGUGGGAUGGUGUUUAGGGGGCUGGGUGUCCAGCCAACAGAAGGAUAUUGGGAAACGUCCAUGGAUCCUCAGCCCAGCCUGGGGGCCGGUGGCUGAAGGCUUGUGGCUGGGCAAUGAACAAUUGGACUUCAUGGAUGAUGUUGGAAGCAGUAGGCCUGUCUUGGCCAAGGGAUGUGAAUUCUGGGGCCACAAGAGGGAGGCAAGGACUGAGGAGGCUUUGGCUGCUGUUGGGGCCACCUCCCCACCUGCUCCCUGGCUUUCGCUGGGCUUUGGCUGGUUCCAUUAGGCAAUAUUCAGGUGCUUGCUUGCAACCAAUACCUCCCUGAAGGGGCCUCUGAGCUGCAGCCUAAGAGAGACCCAGCAGCCCAUAGGCUGUUUGGUGGCGCUGCUGUUGUGCAAAGGCUGGGAAAACUUUCUCUGGCUCCUCUUCCCUCCCCCAGGGCCCCAUGCUGCUCCCUUGGCCUUCUGGGGGGUCUGUGGUGCUGGAUUCCCACCAACCUUGGGCUUUUGGAGGUUUCAAUCCCCGUGUGUUCGGUGGUGUUUCCCCUUUUCUCUUAUGUUCAAGACCUUUACCACUAGCAGACAGCCCUUUUCUCUAUGUCGGUCACCACACCCUCCCAGCUCCUAGCUCCCUAGACAGCACAGCAGCCAGUGGCCAGAGCCACAGCCCUGCAAUGGACCCCACCUGCCUUCCUGUAGCCUUCCUUCCACCUCUCACCUGGUGACUGGAGGGCCUGUCUCCCCAGCCCAGGUUUGGCAUUUGGGUGGUCUGAUAUCCCUCUCUGCAGGGGCCCUGUGAAAAUGAGUAGUGUCCCUCACCCCAGUGCACACAUCUAGGCCCAGGGGUGUGCUGUGGGUCCAUAGUGGGAUGGGUGGAGGAAGGCAGAGUUCUAGGUCCUAUCUGCCUGUACUGUUUAUUUCCAAGCCAGUUAGGCAGUCUGGUUUUCUAUGGGAUACAGGAGCAGGUAUCUGGCCUUGGAGACCCAAAGAGAAUGAGAUAGAUGCAGAGGACCAUGGAAGGCUCUUUGGAGCUCCUUUCUUGGAAAGGGAUUAAGUUCUGGUUCUACUGGUGGCCCCAGCUCUUAGGCUAAACUUCAUGGCCACUCCUCCUCUGACCUCUUCCAGUAAGGCUGAGUCUUUGAGCUUGUUCCUCAAACAGUAUUGACCCUGCCACACUCAAGGACAUUGUCAGGUUCAUUGUCUCAACUCUUCCCCCAUGACGGGUCCAUUGCUGGCAGUGGACAGUUGAAAUCCUUAUUCUAGGCCCCUUCUCAAAUUUGUUCCCCACUCUUUGAGAGGAUGGGUUCACCCAAGAGCAGACCAUCCCAUGACCCAUGGUCUCCUAUUGGUCACUCUAGGAUACUGAGGUAGAAAUUAGCCUUUCCUUUCUUACAGAUCAUUUAAAAGUGACAGUGCCACCUGAAGAGCCAGUCUCUAGAACAUGCAGACCAGGGCAGGUAGCAUGACUGUCCUGGACUAGGAGAAACUUGGAGGCUCAAUCUUUGAUGGCAUUUUCUCCUAUGGUUUUCUCUGUCCAGGGCAGCAUGAAAGGUAUUUCCCAGCCUGUUUUGCAGAGUCUUUGGGUUUGGUUGUAGCUCCAAUUCCAGGGCUUUGGGAAUUACAGGGAUUCAGGUGGGAGUGUGUUGCUUUUCAUCUACAGGUAGAGAGGAUUCUGUGUUUCCUUGGCCUUUCUCCAAUUCCAUGUUAUCUCAAUCACCUGAACCCUAAUGCCUUGCCAAGCUACCCACCUCAGACCUACCUGCACAACUGAAUCCAGUGGCCAGCUUGCUGAGGUCUCCCAGCAUUGAGACCUCCAGUUCUCAACCAGAGAAAGCCACUGGGUAGCCCCCAGAUCUUACCACUCCAGAUGUCUUGUAGGCAUUCCCUAGCACCAUUUUCUCUUGAGGCCCUAUUAAUUCCACGUGCAGGAGAGGUUCCUGGAGUGACUGCAUGCCUGGCAACAUUCAGCAUUAUAGGUCCCCUGUUGCUUCUAUGGCCCCUUGUAGGGCACAGAACACCCAGCCAGGGGAGGCUGCAACUUACAGCCCGACCACAGGACCUGCAGGCUCAGAUCUUACCAAGUAUAGCCUAGACUUCAAAUCUUGCUUUACUGCGUAUUUUCAGGGCUCCAUUCCCUUAUGUCCAGGGCACAAAAGUUGGGGUAAUAGAAGCCCAACCAAGCAGUGGAGAGCCUCUGGUGUCCUGAGCUCAAGGCAGACAUCUCUGACUUAAAGAUAGUAAGUGUGCUGCCCUGCAUGGUUGAGUUGCUUUGGAUGGCUGCUAGGCUCCCUGUGCCCUGUCCCUUCUUGAUGCCAGUGAGUCACAAUGGCCUGUGCUUAUUCACAGCAAUAAUACAUAGGGAGCGUCCAUGAGUCCCUUUUGUCCUGGUCCCUCUUUGUGGGUCUCCCAGGAAGCUGCUAAGUGGUUUGGUUCAUGUGAAAACCUGUUUAUAAAGCUCUGGGCUGUGCAGACACUGUCACUGCAGGCAGGGCAAGACAGAUAAGGCAGGGGGAGUGCCUUCCAUCCUGAGGUCACCCAUAUCUGGAGGAACCGCAGGCCCUGGCUUUGUAAAAUGGUGAAGUGUGUAGGGCUGUUUUCCAACUGGACAGAUCUUGAGAAAGGCACAUGACUGGUUUGUGCACCCAUCGCCUGCUGUGUCUAUUAGUAUGUCUCUUCCUUUUCAUACCUGUGCACAUAAAAUAUACUGGUGUUUGUGUUCCUGGA
Molecule: messenger RNA, 3969 nt
Organism: Nannospalax galili (Upper Galilee mountains blind mole rat)
Lineage: Eukaryota; Metazoa; Chordata; Mammalia; Rodentia; Spalacidae
Gene: Tmem229b
Product: transmembrane protein 229B
Exons: 6
Coding region: 590-1093 (167 amino acids)
Source: RefSeq, a predicted model, not a curated record